This is a messenger RNA of Microsporum canis CBS 113480, 1296 nucleotides long. RefSeq lists its product as hypothetical. Lineage: Eukaryota; Fungi; Ascomycota; Eurotiomycetes; Onygenales; Arthrodermataceae. The record is from RefSeq and is a predicted model, not a curated record. The transcript has 2 exons. Gene Ontology annotation, molecular function: protein binding. Bases 1 to 1296 code for a protein of 431 amino acids.
AUGAAAAGGAGGAAGUUUUGUCUAUUCAUAGUAUAUACGGACUUUGUAGCUACGGCUCAGGAUGACGAGGACAGCGAAGACGAUGUCAAGGCAAAGAAAAAGCCAGAACAUGAGCCGAAGAGGCGCCGUAUCUCCAACGAAGACCAAGAAGCAGUCCCUUCAAUCACGGAGUCAAGAGUCAAGACACCACCUCCGGCAGACACAAACGGUGCUGCUAAAAAGGAUUCUUCUCCCAGGCCAGAGGCAAGGGCUAGCGGAACUCCACCGAGGACUCCAUGUACUGCGCGCACCAGCCCAAGGAAGAUAAGUCCGAGAAAGACCAGUCCGAAGAAGUCGCCAUUGAUAGGAGCCUCUCCGCCAGGCACUGUCAUUCGUCUUAAUUCAGAAUCACCACCUCCUCCAGCUGCCCGUGUGCCUCCAGCGGUUGUGUUACAGGACGACUCCGAGUUGGAUAAUGACGGUGAUAACGAUGAAGAGUCAGACGAGGAAUGCGCAGCAUUGGUCAGACGGGCUCGAGAGAGGGCGCGCAAUCGCUCUUCGCAGGCGGAGAGCAAGUCCAGAUCCCCUACGGCCAAACCAGGAGAGCCAAAGAAGGAGAAGAUAGGAAGCCCCUCAAAGCCUUCCACGACUCUUAAAUUGUCCAAGAAGGAACCAAAAGACACCAUCGUGACCAUCCUGAUUACAUCUGAAAUGGAAAAUACAAGACCUCUGCUUGUCCGUCGAAUGUUGUCACAGAACUUGGGAGACGUGCGAAAGACAUGGUGCAACUACCAAAGCUUCGACGAGCAAAUGUCUGACUCCAUCAUCUUAACCUGGAAAAAAAGACGACUAUUUGACGUGACUACGUGUAAGAGUUUGGGGAUCAAUGAAUCUGACAAUAAUGACAACUCCUUGUUUGAUCAGGCGCCAUUUGGGAUGGAAGAGGGUAAUGCAGGCGUCCACAUGGCGGCCAUGACCUUGGAGUCCUUUGAGAAAAGUCGUCGAACAGCAAACAACACCAUACAAGAUCGCGGCGAGGUUACGAGUGAAGAAGAUCCGGAGACCAAGGCCCAGGAAGUGCCAGAGGGGGAACUUGUUCGAAUUAUACUGAAGAACCCUGACCUCGAGGAUUUCAGGAUAAGGGUUCGGCCUUCAACACGGAUUAUCAACAUCAUAAACAAGUUCCGUGAGAUGAUGGAAAUAUCCCCAAACACAUUAGUUUCACUCUUCUUCGAUGGAGAUCGGUUGAGGCCAGAGUCUCUGAUCGGUGACAACGAUAUUGAUGAUAUGGAUUGUAUUGAUGUUGUGUUGAAAUAG